Merops nubicus (carmine bee-eater) is the source of this 579-nucleotide messenger RNA. Its product is annotated as G protein-activated inward rectifier potassium channel 1-like. The record is from RefSeq and is a predicted model, not a curated record. The transcript has a single exon. Gene Ontology annotation, cellular component: plasma membrane. Lineage: Eukaryota; Metazoa; Chordata; Aves; Coraciiformes; Meropidae. Gene Ontology annotation, molecular function: G-protein activated inward rectifier potassium channel activity. Bases 1 to 579 code for a protein of 192 amino acids. Gene Ontology annotation, biological process: regulation of monoatomic ion transmembrane transport; potassium ion import across plasma membrane.
AUGACGUGCCAAGCCAGGACGUCGUACACGGAGGACGAGGUGCUGUGGGGCCAUCGCUUCUUCCCCGUCAUCUCCUUGGAAGAGGGGUUCUUCAAAGUGGAUUACUCCCAGUUCCACGCCACCUUCGAGGUGCCCACCCCUCCUUACAGCGUGAAGGAGCAGGAGGAGAUGCUGCUCAUGUCCUCUCCCCUCAUAGCUCCCGCCGUCAGCAACAGCAAGGAGAGGAAUAACUCGGUGGAGUGCCUGGACGGGCUGGACGAGGUAGGCACCAAACUCCCUUCCAAACUGCAGAAAAUCACCGGGAGGGAAGACUUCCCCAAAAAACUCCUCAGGAUGAGCUCCACCACCUCGGAGAAGGCCUACAGCAUGGGGGACCUGCCCAUGAAACUCCAGCGCAUCAGCUCCGUCCCCGGCAACUCGGAGGAGAAACUGGCCUCCAAGACCACCAAGAUGGAUCCCAUCAGCCAGUCGGUGGCCGAGCUGCCCCCCAAGCUGCAGAAGCUGUCGGGGGGUGGGGGCAGGAUGGAGGGGAACCUGCCCCCCAAGCUGCGUAAGAUGAACUCGGAUCGCUUCACAUAA